UGGAGACCGGGUGAUCCGGCGCGGGAUUCACCGGUGACGGAGCGCUGGUGUCAUGUUUUCCACGGAGAACUUCCACGCGCAGAGCCAUGGAGACCCGCGUCAGCAACCUGUGGUGAGCGGCAACGGUGCAGAGAUGACAGGAGGCCCGUGCUCCCAGAAGCUGGGCUCCCGCUCUGCCAGGCACAUCCGUCUGCUCCUGCUCAUCCUCAUCCUCGCGAUCUGCGCAUUCGCAUGCAUUCUAUUGGUGCUGUUGGCAUUCACAGGUGUCAUAGGGAGCUCUUUAAUGGAGUCAGCUGAUUCCCACUCUCUGGACAUCUCAGUCGCCAUGGACAUCAACAUCUCUUCCCCUGGCGUUCCCAUGGCGACGUCACCAUCAGGGGCUUCUGCCGUCCCUCCGCCACACACACAGGGCAUGGGCCACUGGAGACCCCGCGCCGACAACUCUUCAUCAGCAUUUCCAUCUUCACCAUCAUCAUCAUCAUCUCAGUUAACAUCAACAUCGACGUCAGCAUCAUCUUCAUCUCCAUCAUCAUCUUCCUCACCCUCUCCCCUCCCCCAGACCACACCUCCUCACAAGCUCCCUUAUGAUUGGCAGACAACUACAGCAAGCAUCCUGGGCAUCCUAAACACGCCCACUGUUGAACCUACCACUGCUGUGCCAGACUUGGGCAUAUGUGUGGACAUCACUGAGCCUCAGUGCCACAUGUUGCCGUACAACCGGAGCGGUGUGUCGUCAGGGACGAGCGUGGUGAAGAGCAGUGAGCUGGAGAUGUUCCUCAAGUUCUUCUCCUACCUCAGCCGCCUGGGCUGCUACACACACAUCAUGCUGUUCGGCUGCAGCCUCGCCCUCCCACAAUGCAUCAGCAACGGCACUGACAGGCGUCUGGUGUAUCCCUGCGUGGGGUUUUGUGAGGCGGCGCGGGAGGGCUGUGAGCCCGUGCUGCAGAUGUUCAACGCCUCCUGGCCCGACUUCCUGCGCUGCUCCCAGUUCUCCAACGGAACGGUUCCGCUGCCGCGGCCCACCGCCACGCCAGAACCCGUGUCUGGAGCCAUGACCGCCGGAACAGCGGGAGACCCGGGCCUCUGUUACACGCCACGACACAUUAGGGGCAAGCCCUCUUUGUGCGGUGGCAGAGACAACUUCAUGUGUGCGACAGCCAUUUGCAUCUCCCACAAGCUGGUGUGCAACGGCUACAACGACUGUGAUGAUUGGAGCGAUGAGGCAGACUGCAGCUGUCAGGAGGGCGAGUUUGAGUGUGUGACAGGACGCUGUGUGAGUCCGGCUCUCUUGUGUGACGGCUACGACGACUGUGGAGAUCUGAGUGACGAACACAACUGUGUGUGUGAUGCCCAGCGAGAGCACAGGUGUGGAGAUGGCCGCUGUAUUCCUAUUGAUUGGCUAUGUGAUGGAGAUCAGGACUGUGUAGACAAGACUGAUGAGGUCAACUGUUCGUGUAAGGCCCAGGGCCUGCAGGAGUGUAAGAAUGGUCAGUGCAUCCCCAGUGCCUUCCGCUGUGACGGGGAGGAGGACUGCAAGGACGGGAGUGACGAACACAACUGCACACAAACACAGACCCAGAGUCUGUGCACUGCCGGCUGUACCUCCAGUUCAUGUCCCUCUGGUUGCCAAGGCAAUGUCCCCUGUGAUGGACACAACUCCACCUGCAGCCGCUGUGAGCCCAUCUCCCUGGAACUGUGCAUGAACAUGCCCUACAACGGCACCAUCUUCCCCAACUUCCUGGGCCACCGGUCGCAGCGUGAGAGCUCGGUGAGCUGGGAGGCCAACCUGUUCCCCGCGCUGGUGCAGACCAGCUGCUACCGCUACCUCAUGUUCUUCGCCUGCACGCUGCUCACGCCCAAGUGUGACCCGCACACACACCAGAGGGUCCCGCCCUGCAGGUCUCUGUGCAGGAGCUCUAAGGAGCGCUGUGAGUCAGUGCUGGGCAUUGUGGGAUUGCCGUGGCCAGAGGACACUGACUGUGCCCAGUUCCCUGAGGACGGAGGGGACACUUCCUGUCUGCUCCCUGACCCGGAUGUGGACGAGUGCUCCCCGAGCCACUUUAAGUGUCGUUCUGGACGGUGUGUGUUGGCCACCAAGCGCUGUGACUCACACAUGGACUGUGAUGAUGACAGCGAUGAGGAGAACUGUGGCUGUGUGGAGAGGGGGCUGUGGGAAUGUCCAGGAGACAAAGCCUGCAUCAGCCACUCCAUGAUCUGUGACGGCUUCCCCGACUGCAGCCUCAAGGAGGAUGAGAGCAACUGCUCGGUGUGUAAUGACAAUGAGCUGGAGUGUAACAAUCAUGAGUGUGUGCACCGCACUCUCUGGUGUGAUGGCAAGAAGCACUGUUCAGACAGCUCUGAUGAGUGGGACUGUGUCUCUCUGUCCAAUUCCUCGGCAGCGUUGAGUGUGUCUCGCUCCGGGGGGGAGUACCAGGUGUGUGCCGACGGCUGGAGCCCUCAGCUCAGUGAGCUCACCUGCAGGCAGCUGGGUUUAGGGCCGCCUGAGUCCAUAAAGGAGGUGGAGGAGCCUGGAGUGGCCAGACGGCGUUGGCUACACGUGCACCAGGAGAAGCACCAGCACAACAGCAGUGCCCUGCAAGGCCUCCUGGAGAAGAGAAGUCAUUCCUGUGCAUCCCGUAAACAUGUGGCUGUGGAAUGCGGGACAGAGGACUGCGGGCGGCGUCCGGCGGUGCGGCUGGUGAAGAGGAUUCUGGGAGGUCGCGUGAGUCGGCCGGGCCGCUGGCCGUGGCAGUGCUCCCUGCAGAGCGAGCCCAGUGGACACAUCUGCGGCUGCGUGCUCAUCGGCAAGAAGUGGGCGCUCACUGUAGCACACUGCUUUGAGGGGCGUGAGAGUGCGGACGUGUGGAAGGUGGUGCUGGGCAUCAAUAACCUGGACCAUCCGUCGGUGCACACGCAGACGCGUGGGGUGGCCAGCGUGACGCUGCACCAGCGCUACAGCCGCGCCGUGGUGGACUACGACAUCAGCGUGCUGGAGCUGGACCGCGAGGUGGACAUCACCGGACACGUGCGCCCUGUCUGCCUGCCACGCCCCGGACAGCUGCCCCUGCCCGACACCUACUGCUACAUCACCGGCUGGGGGCACGUGGGCAAUCGGAUGCCCUACAAGCUGCAGGAGGGGGAGGUGCGGCUCAUCUCCCUGGCUCAGUGCCAGUCCUACUUUGACAUGAAGACCAUCACUUCACGCAUGCUGUGCGCCGGCUACGAGUCAGGCACCGUGGACUCCUGCAUGGGAGACAGUGGGGGUCCUCUGGUGUGCCGUGAGGGGGACGGGCGCUGGCGUCUGUAUGGCCUGACCUCCUGGGGCUCGGUGUGCUUCUCCAAGGUGCUGGGGCCCGGCGUCUACGCCAACGUCACCCACUUCACCAGCUGGAUCCAGCGCCAGAUCUACCUGCGCACCUACAACCUGGACUAGUCACACACACACACACACACACACACACACACACACACACACACACACACAUGAGAACAUGCUCUUUCUAAAGUCCAAAAUGCAAGGCUCACCAAUACAAAGACACACACACACACACGCACACACUCACACACAAUGUAUACAUCCAUACAUGUUAACAUACAUACACUGGUCAUUCAUACUUUGACUCACACAUGUUUAUGUAUGUUAACACACUCUCCUCACAUGUUGGAGCUUCUUCCAGCUUAACUACUACAGUGGAUGUCUAUGAAGAGAGAGAGAGAGGGGGGGAUAGGACAUGAAUGAGAGGGUAUAUAAGGGGAUAGGACAUGAAUGAGGGGGUA
Messenger RNA from Sardina pilchardus (European sardine), 3777 nucleotides. RefSeq names its product corin, serine peptidase (gene corin). Gene Ontology annotation, molecular function: serine-type endopeptidase activity; protein binding. Gene Ontology annotation, biological process: proteolysis. The transcript has 22 exons. Bases 53 to 3433 code for a protein of 1126 amino acids. Lineage: Eukaryota; Metazoa; Chordata; Actinopteri; Clupeiformes; Clupeidae. Gene Ontology annotation, cellular component: membrane. The record is from RefSeq and is a predicted model, not a curated record.